Messenger RNA from Pteropus alecto (black flying fox), 1167 nucleotides. RefSeq names its product calpain small subunit 1 (gene CAPNS1). Bases 13 to 645 code for a protein of 210 amino acids. Lineage: Eukaryota; Metazoa; Chordata; Mammalia; Chiroptera; Pteropodidae. The record is from RefSeq and is a predicted model, not a curated record. The transcript has 10 exons. Gene Ontology annotation, molecular function: calcium ion binding.
GGUGGAACUGCCAUGCGCAUCCUGGGCGGGGUCAUUAGCGCCAUCAGCGAGGCAGCUGCGCAGUACAACCCAGAGCCCCCGCCCCCACGCACUCAUUAUUCCAAUAUCGAGGCCAAUGAGAGUGAGGAGGUCCGGCAGUUCCGGAGGCUCUUUACCCAGCUGGCUGGAGAUGACAUGGAGGUCAGCGCCACAGAACUCAUGAACAUUCUCAACAAGGUCGUGACCCGGCACCCUGACCUGAAGACUGAUGGUUUUGGCAUUGACACAUGUCGCAGCAUGGUGGCUGUGAUGGAUAGUGACACCACAGGCAAGCUGGGUUUCGAGGAAUUCAAGUAUUUGUGGAACAACAUCAAAAAGUGGCAGGCCAUAUACAAACAGUUUGACGUUGACUGUUCAGGGACCAUUGGUAGUAGUGAACUUCCAGGGGCCUUUGAGGCAGCAGGGUUCCAUCUAAAUGAGCAUCUCUACAACAUGAUCAUCCGACGCUACGCAGAUGAGGAAGGGAACAUGGAUUUUGACAACUUCAUCAGCUGCCUGGUCAGGCUGGAUGCCAUGUUCCGUGCCUUCAAAUCUCUUGAUAGAGAUGGCACUGGACAAAUUCAGGUGAACAUCCAGGAGUGGCUGCAGCUGACUAUGUACUCCUGAAUGGGAACACCAGACCUCUCCCCUCAUCACCUUGCUGUAGGAGUCACCUUGGGCUCUUUGGUCACUCCCAGGGCCAAUCCUGUCUGCAGUCAUGUCUUCAUGGGUCCUGUUGAUUCAUCAGCCUUUCUGUUCUUCCAAUCAUUGACACCUAGCUUCUCAGUCAACAGCCAGGGCCCAACAUGUCCUAAUAUGUCAUGCCCCAAGUUACCCCUAGCUCUAAGACACUCUAACACACCCUUGCCCCAUGGGUCACCCCACCCUCCGGCACACCCAUCUCACACCCUCUCGAUAACCCUUCUAAUGCAUCUGUGCCAAGCCCAACACUCACCUUGCUUCCAAUCCCCAAGGGCCAUUCUCUAAGUUCUGGGAGGAUCACUCUGGUCCCUAUGCACCCUGGCACACCUGUUCACAGUUAACACCCAGGCAGCCAAACUCCUGGCUAUAACAGGCCCACACACCCCAGUGCCUUUGUAUUCUGCUCCCAGGAGGAAAUAAAUGCACCCCAGUUGCUGCUGUCUCUGA